AAUAGAAUCACUCUGAAGUUUCCUGCUACAAGGCUAACUUAUCGAGUUCAGAACCUUGGGCUAGUCCGUUCUUGCAGGGAAGCAAGCCAGAGGAAGAAGAGAAUCUCAGUUUAAGAAUACCACUACCCGAAUACUACGUUGUCUGAUGCAAAUUCAACAUCUGCUUUCGUGGCUUUGACUUAAGGGUUGAUUCCAAUUUCCAAAAAUAACAAUAGCUUGAUCCGCCUAACGUUUCUCUGCUCCUCCUUUAACCGCCUGCUUUCUCCAAAAAAGCCCUAGAACUCUUUUGAAUAGCUAGCUAACUAUGGAUAUUGAAGAGGAUAUCAAGGCACUUCAGCUUGAUUCGUCUGAAGAUACUCCUAUGGCAAAUGCUGAUGAUGGUAAACCCGAUGAAGUUGUACAACCUGAUGAAACUGACAGAGGAGAUGUUAAGAAUGAGCCACAAGCAAACUCAGAGCAAAUGCAUACUGAGCCUAAAGGCAUUUCGGAAGAAAAAGAAAAGAAAAGUCCAGCUUUAGAGGAUGUAGAUGAUGAGGCAGAAAUCAACAAAAAGCGACAUCUGAAUGUUGUAUUCAUUGGGCAUGUUGAUGCUGGGAAGUCAACUAUUGGAGGACAGAUAUUGUUCCUUAGUGGACAAGUAGAUGACCGUACAAUCCAGAAGUAUGAAAAAGAGGCAAAGGAUAAAAGUAGAGAGAGCUGGUAUAUGGCAUAUAUCAUGGACACAAAUGAAGAAGAGAGGGUUAAGGGGAUUACUGUUGAAGUUGGAAGAGCACAUUUUGAAACAGAAACUACAAGAUUCACAAUUUUGGAUGCUCCGGGACACAAGAGCUAUGUUCCAAAUAUGAUUAGUGGAGCAUCUCAAGCUGAUAUAGGUGUCCUGGUGAUAUCUGCAAGGAAGGGUGAAUUUGAAACUGGAUAUGAAAGAGGUGGACAAACACGUGAGCAUGUUCAACUUGCAAAGACUCUUGGAGUUACAAAGCUCCUCAUUGUUGUAAAUAAAAUGGACGAACCUACUGUCAACUGGUCAAAAGAAAGGUAUGAUGAAAUUGAGGGAAAAAUGAUUCCUUUUCUGAAGUCUUCUGGAUAUAAUGUGAAGAAAGAUGUUCAAUUUCUUCCCAUAUCUGGGCUUUUGGGUUCAAAUUUGAAAACAAGAAUGGGUAAAAGUGUUUGUCCAUGGUGGAAUGGCCCCUGUCUAUUUGAAGCUCUUGAUGCGGCUGAAGUCCCCUCUCGUGAUCCUAAAGGUCCUUUCAGGAUGCCAAUUAUUGACAAAUUUAAAGAUAUGGGGACAGUUGUUAUGGGUAAAGUAGAAUCUGGUAGCUUACGUGAGGGAGACAAUUUGUUGGUGAUGCCUAAUAAGGCUGCUGUUAAAGUCCUUGCCUUAUUCAUAGAUGAAGAUAGAGUUCGACGAGCAGGACCUGGGGAAAACUUACGAGUCAGAUUAUCCGGGGUUGAGGAAGAGGAUAUCUCAUCGGGUUUUGUUUUGUGCAGUGUUGUAAAGCCAGUACCUGCUGUUACUGAGUUUGUUGCUCAGUUGUCAAUCCUGGAGUUGCUGGAUAAUGCGAUUUUUACUGCUGGAUACAAGGCUGUGUUGCACAUUCACUCAGUUGUUGAGGAAUGUGAAAUUGUAGAGUUGAUGCAGCAAAUUGAUCCGAAAACAAGGAAACCAAUGAAAAAGAAACCACUCUUUGUAAAGAAUGGUGCUUUUGUUGUGUGCCGCGUUCAGGUAAACAGUAUGAUAUGCAUUGAGAAAUUUUCUGAUUUUGCCCAGCUUGGAAGAUUCACUCUCCGCACAGAGGGGAAAACUGUUGCUGUGGGUAAAGUAACUUCUCUUCCUACCGCAUAAAAUUUUCUGUAAUCUCUCAGGUAUGGUUAUAUACAUUCUGCACCGUCUGAUCUCGAGCUGGAGCUUUCACGGAAUGACGCAAUGGAUAUUACACUGAUGGUGCAGUAUAGGGUGUUGUUGUUACUAGGCUGUCAAUGUUAGCCUACCAAAUUACCAAUCAUCAGAUUUUGACUCUACUUAUUUAAAGGGUUGUUAUUGAUAUUUUGGAUAUUUAUUGUUUUCAUAAUCUUAUUAUUUAUGAUCGAGUUGGUACGCUUUUUUGUUUAAA
Messenger RNA from Ipomoea nil (Japanese morning glory), 2111 nucleotides. Its product is annotated as eukaryotic peptide chain release factor GTP-binding subunit ERF3A-like. Lineage: Eukaryota; Viridiplantae; Streptophyta; Magnoliopsida; Solanales; Convolvulaceae. Gene Ontology annotation, biological process: translation. The transcript is spliced from 19 exons. Bases 305 to 1843 code for a protein of 512 amino acids. Gene Ontology annotation, cellular component: translation release factor complex. Gene Ontology annotation, molecular function: GTP binding; translation release factor activity; GTPase activity. The record is from RefSeq and is a predicted model, not a curated record.